Pteronotus mesoamericanus is the source of this 2586-nucleotide messenger RNA. It is a transcript of the gene LRRC28, whose product is annotated as leucine rich repeat containing 28. Gene Ontology annotation, molecular function: protein binding. Lineage: Eukaryota; Metazoa; Chordata; Mammalia; Chiroptera; Mormoopidae. The record is from RefSeq and is a predicted model, not a curated record. The coding region runs from base 142 to 1245 and encodes 367 amino acids. The transcript is spliced from 10 exons.
CAGCCCCGCCCCGCCCGGCGUCCCUCGGCUUGCGGUCCAGCGCAGCCUGCUCCCCAGAGCUCUGGCUCCGCCGGCGCGGAGACAUGGACCAAUUCUGACAAGAUGUAGUGCUGCAUCGUGCCUGAUGGGAUCUCUUCAGUCAUGGCAUCCGAACUGUGUAAGACGAUCUCUGUGGCAAGGCUGGAAAAGCACAAGAAUCUAUUCUUAAAUUAUAGGAAUCUGCACCAUUUCCCGCUGGAGUUACUGAAAGAUGAAGGGCUACAGUACCUGGAGAGACUGUAUAUGAAAAGGAACUCCCUCACAACCUUGCCAGAAAACCUUGCCCAGAAGCUUCCAAACCUGGUGGAACUGUACCUUCAUUCAAAUAACAUUGUUGUGGUUCCGGAAGCCAUUGGGUCCCUUGUAAAACUCCAGUGUUUGGAUCUUAGUGACAAUGCCUUAGAAAUUGUUUGCCCAGAAAUUGGUCGUCUGAGAGCUUUACGUCAUCUUCGACUAGCUAACAACCAGCUGCGAUGCCUGCCUCCAGAGGUUGGCGAUUUGAAGGAGCUGCAGACACUAGACAUUUCUACCAAUCGUUUGCUAACUUUACCCGAGAGGCUUCACCUGUGCCUUUCUCUGCAGUACCUCACCGUGGACCGAAACCGUCUGUGGUGCGUGCCGCGCCACCUCUGCCAGCUGCCCAGCCUCAACGAGCUCUCCAUGGCUGGAAACCGUCUUGCAUUUCUGCCACUUGAUUUAGGUCGGUCUCGAGAACUGCAGUAUGUGUACGUGGAUAACAACAUCCACCUGAAAGGCUUGCCGUCCUAUCUGUACAAUAAAGUCAUCGGGUGUAGUGGCUGUGGUGCUCCCGUCCAAGUUUCCGAGGGGAAGCUGCUCUCCUUUUCAUCGGGCCAGCUCACCGUGUUCCUCCCCGCCGAGGUGAAGGCCAUCGGCACAGAGAGCGACCACGUCCUGCCUCUGCAGGAGCUGGCCAUGAGGAGUCUGCAUCGCACCUACCACGGUUUUCUGAAAGAUUUGAACUUUCUGUCUCCCAUCUCAUUACCCAGAAGUCUCCUGGAGCUGCUGCAAUGUCCCCUGGGGCACUGUCACCGCUGCAGUGAGCCCAUGUUUACAAUCGUCUACCCCAAGCUCUUUCCCUUGAGAGAGACGCCGAUGGCGGGGCUGCACCAGGGGCGGACAACGGUUAGUUUUGUGGCUUACUGCUGCUCCGCCCAGUGUCUGCAGACUUUUGACCUACUGAGUUGAUAAACACUCAAGAGCCUCAGGAGUGUUGCCAGCCUGACACUGCAGUUGCCUGCAUGUCACACGCUGUUUGGGCAGCAGAGGGACGGGAGAGUCCGGCCGGGCCCAGCAGACCCUUCCAUCCUGUCCUGUCAGACGCAGGGGACCGCAGAACUGCCGGGGCUUCAGAGCUGGAAUGCCUUCACCCUUCCCCCAAGUUGGAAUAUACCCUCCCCCAAACUAAGGACCCUUUGUCUUGUGUGUUUUUCUUGUUUAUUCAAGUGUCUCAUAUGCAAACUGCUUAGUUUGAUGUGACUCUCCAAAUCUAAUUCAAAGCAAAUUUCAGUUCCCUGAAGAACUAUAAUUCGAUAAUGUUGGCAAGUGAACAUUUGAACACAUAUAACUCGGUGACACUUCUAAUUUUCUCUUUCUUCCCCCAGAGGAAAAUUUCACCCGGAGGUUGUCCUCCAUGUUUGUAACAAAUUGGAGCAAACCCCACGGCCUCACCAGUAUUGGAUAGUAGGGGUGGGGGGUUGUUCCCGAGUUGGCAUAGAAGUUAGACCCCAGUGGCGGUUCCGAAGGGCCCUCUCAUGCACCCUCUGCAAAAUCACAACCAUGUUUAAAAGUUUUGCAACGUAUUAAGAGACUUUUGUGAGGGAUUUUAAAAAUAAAAAUGUAGGCUAUAAAUAAAAUACACUCCUAUUUUGAAAGACUAGUCACUGAAAAAUAAUUUUUUGAAAUGUCUGAUUUCCCGAUAAGAUUUUUUCCUAUGAGAAGAGUUGGAGGCAUUUUUGAGGCUUUAAAAGAUCUGAUCCUUUUCUUUCUGGGUCUAAACAUUUUCUGGCUAAGGAGAAAGGAGGAGGCAAAUACAUCAAAACGUGACUUACGGUGUUUCUUGUCCGUUGGGUUUAUGAUUAAAUUUAUAGUGACUGAAAUAUUUUUGUGACGUGAAAAACAGCCUUCAGCUGGUUCUGCUGCUGGUUUGGAGCAGGGUGGCUCUGAGUGCGGCUUGCGCACAUUUAUUUAAAUACCUGAUGCAUUAGGUUACCUUCAUUGCUCCCCUAGAUUUCUUGUGCACUUAACACACUGCUGUCCAGAUACCACUGAGAGGGCACAGGAAAAGCAGGUCCACGCUGAGUCUUGGACUUUUGGAAAAAGGCCGUAAAUGGGAAAUCCACGAUUGUGCCCUGAUAGAAGAAAUGCUCUUAAUGGAGGAGCCCCUUCUUUGCUCCUCCUUUGACAGAAUGGCAUUUUAACGUUGCUGUGCUGCCACAUGUUCUUUACAUGGCUGCAAAGUGGCUCUUUUACGUUUUUACCUGUUUUUAUCAGACAGCGUUGCCUCUAAGGCAGGACGGGAAGGGGGAC